AUGCCUUCGAACGGCGACACCACUGGUCGCGCACCGCCGGUUGCGUCCGGUACCGGGAGUUUCAUCGAUGCGUCGGGGUUCAAGUUCUCGGAGAAGGAUACCAAGCCGGGGAAGAUUAAGCUGAAGAAGCCCGGGAAACUUGGGAAGAAGAAGGAAAAAGAACCGCCCGCGUCCCCCGGUUCCUCGCCCAUUCUACCGGAGAUCGAUGAGAAGACGAUGUCUGUUUUCCCCACGGGGAAACCGCGUGAGGAAGACCAUCUGGAGACCGUGGUAUGCAAGACGUGUAAGAGGCCGGUCCUCAAGCAGAAUGCCGCAGAGCAUAUUCGGGGGUGUAUAAGGGCCAAGCAAGAGAAGGCGCGACGAAAGAAAGAAGCGAGAGACGCGGCGAACCGGGCGAAGGCUGGCGAGAAGGAGGGCGAUGAGGAUGGGGCGGGCGGUGAUAAGGGUGGGGAUGGAGAGGAUUCAAUGAAGGCUCAGAAGAGCGCGGCGAAGAAGAGUGCUGUCAAGGGGAUGGCGGAGGAUGGGACCAAGAAGGGGAAGAAGCGCAAGGCUGAGGGCGAGGAUGAUAACAAGGAUAAGGAGCCGAAGAAGAAGAAAAAGAAGGAGGAGCAGAAGCCCAAGGCGCCGAAGCCCAAGGGGCCUGUUGAUGUCGAGAAGCAGUGUGGUGUGCCGUUGCCGAAUGGCGCGCAGUGUGCGAGAUCGUUGACCUGUAAGAGCCAUUCAAUGGGUGCGAAGCGUGCUGUGCCCGGGCGAUCUUUACCAUAUGAUAUGUUGCUUCAGGCAUAUCAGAAGAAGAAUCAGGCACGUCAGCAGAAGGCGGCUAUUGAUGCAAAUGCCCCGCUACAAGAUGACUUGGAGAACAACGGCCCUGUCGACUCGGAUGAAGAGAAGGACGCCGUCAUGGCUGCUAUUGCCCGUUCUCGGCCGCAACCCAUGGUUACGCAUACUUUGAUAUCUACCAGAAAGAAGUACCAAUACGUGCGGAUCAAAGAGAUGCUCUCGCACGCGCUGGGUGGCUCUCGUGGUGGUGGGCUCUUUUCAACCGGCGAUCAACUGAACAGCCCCAUCGAAGGGAAUCUCUUCCAGCCGGUAGAAGAUAUAACUAUGUCGGACGCCCCAGACGAUCUUGGCGGAAACAGCAACACAUUGGCCAUGCCGGAUGUUGCGAGGCAAACCCCAGUACCAGCAGGGUCUUGA
This is a messenger RNA of Aspergillus calidoustus, 1197 nucleotides long. The record is from the annotation of a GenBank genome assembly. NCBI's taxonomy places the organism in Eukaryota, Fungi, Ascomycota, Eurotiomycetes, Eurotiales, Aspergillaceae.